Messenger RNA from Botrytis deweyae, 447 nucleotides. RefSeq lists its product as uncharacterized. Lineage: Eukaryota; Fungi; Ascomycota; Leotiomycetes; Helotiales; Sclerotiniaceae. Bases 1 to 447 code for a protein of 148 amino acids. The record is from RefSeq and is a predicted model, not a curated record. The transcript has 3 exons.
AUGUUCACUCUCAAAGCCUUUGAAAAUUGGGCCGUUGGCGAAAAAGACGACAAAGGAGAAAUUAUCACGCAGCAACGCAUUAACACUGCUCACAAAAUGUUAAUUGGCUUACAUCCCAAAGACAUUGACAUGAUUACUCUCAAUUUGAAGCCAUUAGAGUUCGAAAAGAAGUAUUUCCCGAUCCUAUAUGCAGCAAGCAUGGAAGUCGAAAGACUGGAGAAUACUCCAAAGUCCACAGUCAAGAAGAAAUUGCCUGUCUUAAAAAAGCCAAGGGAAGAUAUUGCCCUGGCUCUAUACAAAAGAAACAGAAUUUCAGCCGAAUCAUACGCCAAUUUUUGCUUAGAAUUCUUCGACACCUCCGUGGACAAACCAGCCGUCCCUGCCAAGCAAGUCACCACAUCAAAGCAACUCGCCGCACCAAAGCAAGAUCUUGUAAGAUUACCAUGA